This is a messenger RNA of Scheffersomyces amazonensis, 3082 nucleotides long. RefSeq names its product Sgd1p (gene SGD1). Gene Ontology annotation, cellular component: nucleolus. The record is from RefSeq and is a predicted model, not a curated record. Gene Ontology annotation, biological process: ribosomal small subunit biogenesis. The transcript is spliced from 2 exons. Gene Ontology annotation, molecular function: protein binding; RNA binding. NCBI's taxonomy places the organism in Eukaryota, Fungi, Ascomycota, Pichiomycetes, Serinales, Debaryomycetaceae. Bases 18 to 3023 code for a protein of 1001 amino acids.
AUAAAUUGUAAUUAACGAUGGCUAGAAAGUAUGGAAAGGAUAGAGGAGAAGAAGGCGAGACUCAUGCUAUACGACUUCCUGGUCUGCUUUUAGAUCAGAUCAAAACAAGGGAAGAUAAGGGAGAAUAUGUUGGAGAUGAAGCUAGAUAUAAUCAAUUUACAUCUACAAGUAAGAAAAGAAAAGAACCUCAACUUUCUAGAAAAGAUAGAAGAAAACAAGAGAGACAAUCCAAGAAGCAAAAGAAGUCCAAUGGGAAACCUUCAAAAGUUGAAAAUGGGAAAAAACAUCAUAAUUCUAAUGGAGUCAAGCAUAAUGAAGAUGAUCCAUUAGCUAAACUUAAAGCCUUAAAGGAAGCUAAAAAGGAUCCCUUAACCGCAUUAAAGGAAUUGAAAUCGAAAAAGAAAGAGAAUAAGAAAGAAGAAUCAAUAAGAGUCGUCAAAGAAGAUGAAUUGGAAGAAGAUGAGGAUAUUUCAGAUUUUUCAGAUUUUGAUGAAGAAGAUAAUGAAGAAGAAGAAGAAGAUCCUAUGGCUGCAUUAAAAGCAUUAAAAGCAUUAAAAGCAAAGAAAAAUAGUCACGAAGUUUCUGAAAUUAGAAUUGUGAAGGAGGAUGAUUUGAGUGACGAUGAUAUCAGUGAAGAAAUCGAUAAUGAGGAAGAACAGGAGGAGGAAGAAGAAGAAGAAGAAGAAGAGGAAGAAGAGGAGGAGGAAGAAGAAGAUGAUUAUGAAGACGAACUCGAAGAUGAUGAGUUUUCUGAUGACGACGAAGACCUUAUCGAUGAUGAUGAGGAAGAAGAGGAAGAGGAUGAAGAAUUUGGAGGGUUUGAGGAUGAUGAGAACUCUGACAAUGAAGAAGAAAAUUCCGACUAUGAAGCAGAUCCCUUGGCUAAAUUAAAGGCUAUCAAAGAAGCUAAGGCAAAAGCAUCUAAGAAGAAUUCUAAAUCUGAAGAUAAACCUGAUCGAAUUAUUUCAGCUCAAGAACAAGAAUUACUUGCCAGAGAUGAAGAAGAUAUAGAUUAUUAUGCUAAAAAGUUAGGUAUUAAAAAUGGUAAGAAGGGUAAAUUAUCUAAACUUGACGAUGAAGAUGAUAUUGGAGGAUUAUUAGAUGGACUUGAUUUGGAUUUUGGAGGUUCAGAUGAAGAAAACUAUAGUGAUGAUAUUAACCAUAUAUCGGGAGAUGAAGAUGAUUUUGGUUCAGAUUCAGAUUCAGAUUCAAAUACUAGAGAGAACCCAUAUGUUGCACCAACCAAUGAUAAUUCUUCAGAGGGUGAAGAAGAGGAAGAACAAGAACAAGAGGAAGAGAAAUCCUCAUCGACUAGAUAUAUUCCACCCGCAUUACGUAGAAAGCUCGCAGCUGAAGGUGAGGGAGUAUCAGAAGAGAUUGUUAAUUUAAGAAGAUCAAUUAAAGGUCCAUUGAAUAAAUUAUCUGAAGCCAAUAUUGGAACUAUUGUUAAUGAUUUAAAUCAAUUAUUUUUAUCUAAUCCAAGACAUACAGUUAAUGAAGAAUUAACCAAUACUAUAUUAGAUAAUAUUAUUCAACAAGGUAGAUUACUUGAGAAUUUUGUUUACCUUCAUGCCGUAGUUAUUGUCGCCCUUUAUCGAUUACAAGGAGUGGAAUUUGGAGCAUACUUUAUUCAACUGUUAGUUGAAAAAUUUGAAGAAUUUUCUCAAGAUUCAAAUAAGGAUAAACAAGCAUCAAAUAUAAUAUCAUUAUUAUCAUCAGUAUAUUUAUUUCAACUUGUUUCAUCUAAAUUAUUAUAUGAUAUAAUUAAAGAAUUAAUUAAUAAAUUAAAUGAAUCUAAUUCUGAAUUAUUAUUAAGAUUAAUUCGUAAUUCAGGAAAUCAAAUGAGAUCAGAUGAUCCAACAGCAUUAAAGGAAAUAAUUCUUAUGAUUAAUAAUAAAGUUCAACAAAUUCCUAAACAAGAAAUGUCAGCUAGAAUGGAUUUUUUAAUUGAAACAAUUAAUUCAUUAAAACAAAAUAAAUUAAAGACAAUUGAUGAAAGUUAUCAUCAAUUAAGUAUUAGAUUAAAGAAAUUUUUAGGAGGAAUUAAUAAUAAUAAAUAUGGAGAUUCAAUUAGAGUAUCAUUAAAUGAUAUUCGAAAUAUUAAAUCAAGAGGUAAAUGGUGGCUUGUUGGAUCUGCAUGGAAGGGAUUAGAUGAAGUUGAAGGUGAAUUAGAAAAGAAUGUUAAUGAAGCAGUAUUAAAUGAUAUAUUAGAUAAUGCAGAACCAAAUUGGAUGGAAUUAGCUAGAUCUCAAAGGAUGAAUACUGAUAUUAGAAGAGCUAUAUUUAUUUCAAUUAUGUCAGCUAAUGAUUAUAUUGAUGCGUUAACAAAACUUGAUAAAUUAGCCUUAAAGAGAUCCCAAGAACGAGAAAUUCCUCGAGUAUUAAUUCAUUGUACUGGAGUUGAACCAGCUUGGAAUCCAUAUUAUGGAUUAUUAGCAAAAAAAUUAUGUGAUAGUCAUAAUUAUAGAAAGACAUUUCAAUUUAUGCUUUGGGAUUUAUUAAAAGAUUUUGAAGGAUCAAAUGAAAAAGAUGAAGAUGAACUUGAAGGACUUGGAUUUGAUUAUAGUGGAGAUAAUAGUGAUACUAAAUUAAAACGAGUAUUAAAUUUAGGGAGAUUUUUUGGUUAUUUAAUUGCUGAAGAAGCUUUACCAAUUCAUUUAUUAAGAACUAUAAAUUUUUUAACAGCAUCAAGUGAUACAGUCUUAUUUAUGGAAGUAUUAUUUGUAACAUUUUUAGAUAUUAUUGGAAAAAAAUCUCAAGUUAAUUCUAUUGGUACCGGAUUAUCUAAAUCUAAAUCUAAAUCUAAUCAUUCAGAUUAUAAAUAUGAUGAUAGAAAACUUAUUGAAAUAAUUAUGAAGGCAAGAGAUCAAACAACGCUUUUAAGGGGUAUUCAAUAUUUUUCGCAACAAAAAGUUAAGAAUAGUAAUAUUAUUUCUGGUAAGAAACAGAAACAUAGAAUAGAUUGGGGGGUUAGAGCAUUAAGUGAUAUUAUUGAAGAAUUUAUUACUUCAAAGGGUAAUUAAAACUAAAAAAUAAGUAUAUAUAUAUAUAUAUACAUGUAUAAUUAAUUAACUAUGGACAU